This is a messenger RNA of Pistacia vera, 583 nucleotides long. RefSeq lists its product as uncharacterized. The transcript is spliced from 2 exons. Lineage: Eukaryota; Viridiplantae; Streptophyta; Magnoliopsida; Sapindales; Anacardiaceae. The record is from RefSeq and is a predicted model, not a curated record. The coding region runs from base 120 to 389 and encodes 89 amino acids.
UUCGAUAUUCCAGCUUUAGUUUCUUUCUUUAUCCAAUAACCUUAAAGCAGACACAUAGUCUGCAUGGUCUUCCUCCGAUUACACUCGUUGUGGGUCUUUUCUCGCCGCCGGCAGAAAUAAUGAAGGGUUUGAUAUGGGCUGCGGCAGAAGACAUGGCAAACAACCGUGGGCGUGUUCUGUCCUUGUAUCGGGAGAUACUGCGAAGCCUCAACUCUCCCAAAUUGGAUCUGAGUUUAGCAGCAAGGCUUUCGAAGAAGGCGGAGGCUCGUGCCAUUUUCAUGUUGGGGUCUGAAGAGCGAUCCAUUCACAACAUUGAAGACCUCAUUGACACUGCUGAGUACGCGCUUGCUCACUUGAAAGAGGGUAAAAUCCCCAAACAUAUUCAAUGAAUAACUUCUUAAUUCUUUUGUAUUCAUAAUGUACUGAUUGUCUUGUAUGAAAUAGUGAAUCUAAAUCUUUGUCAGCGCUAUAUCACUUGAAUUCUAGCUGCUCGAGUUUAUUCAAAACUUCUGGAUAAAAAAUUUCUGAAAAUUGAUUUUCAAUUCAAUUGGUCCAAACUGUUUUGUUUUGUUUUUAAAUGAAA